AUGAUCGGCAAAGACCUAGUAAAGAAGCAAUUGGGAAAGGUUAUAGGCAAUGGAAGAUCAACAAAGGUCUGGUCAGACCCAUGGCUAUCUGUCUCGGAACCCAUCCAACCAAUUGGUCCUCCCACUAGAGAAGUGGAGAAUAUGCUCGUCUCUGAUCUUUUCAAGCCAAACUCUAUGGAAUGGGUGCAGAAGAUACCUAUGUCUGGCUUGGUACAGCUUCUGGUUGCUACCAGGCAAAGUCCGGCUAUCAUGCUACAAAUGAGACACAGUUACCACCAGCACAUGCCUAGCGAGAGCACGAAGGUUGCAGGCCUGGGCUGGCUUUUCCGGGACCAUGAAGAUCGGACUCUCUCCCAAGGAUCCAUGAUAACAUCGAACAUCUCCUCACCCCUAAUCGCGAAGGCUAUAACCGUCCGUGAAGCGUUGAUACACGGGAAAGCCUUGGGGUUGCGAUCCCUCAGAUUCACAAUCCCUCAUCAAUCUGAUCAAUACGAAGAGUCUGAAGCCAGAACUUUCCGGCAUCCUCUACGACAUCAAUCAGCUCUCAAUCGAUCUUUGCAUUUCUUUCUUUGA
Molecule: messenger RNA, 573 nt
Organism: Arabis nemorensis
Lineage: Eukaryota; Viridiplantae; Streptophyta; Magnoliopsida; Brassicales; Brassicaceae
Source: the annotation of a GenBank genome assembly